Messenger RNA from Malania oleifera, 1514 nucleotides. Its product is annotated as protein DJ-1 homolog B. Gene Ontology annotation, biological process: guanine deglycation, glyoxal removal; protein deglycation, glyoxal removal. The transcript has 8 exons. The coding region runs from base 69 to 1364 and encodes 431 amino acids. Gene Ontology annotation, cellular component: cytosol; nucleus. The record is from RefSeq and is a predicted model, not a curated record. Gene Ontology annotation, molecular function: protein deglycase activity. NCBI's taxonomy places the organism in Eukaryota, Viridiplantae, Streptophyta, Magnoliopsida, Santalales, Ximeniaceae.
CUCCAUACCCAAACCGCGAAGGCUCGAGAAGCUCACGCACUCUCACCAGAGGCCCAUCCCAUCAGCCAAUGGCACUGAGGCACGUCACCCCUCUCUCCUCUCUCUUUCUCCCCUCUCCGUAUAAAGCCCUCACUCGCCGACUCACUGCUCUCAGGACUCACUUCUCUGUCUCCGCCAUGGCGUCCGCUCCUUCUGGAAAGGUUUUGGUUCCCGUUGCGAACGGCACGGAGCCCUUGGAGGCGGUGAUUGUCAUCGAUGUGCUGCGGAGAGCUGGCGCCGAUGUCACUGUGGCUUCUGUGGAGAAGCAGCUGCAGGUGGAUGCUUGCCAUGGUGUGAAGAUUGUUGCGGACGAGCUCAUUUCGAGCUGUGGUGAUCGCGUCUUUGAUCUCAUCACUCUUCCUGGAGGAAUGCCAGGUGCUGCUACUCUUAGAGACUCUGGAGUUUUGGAGAGUAUGGUGAAGAAGCAAGCUACAGAUGGGCGGCUUUAUGCAGCAAUAUGUGCAGCUCCGGCUGUGGCACUUGGAUCAUGGGGUUUGCUGAAGGGUUUGAAGGCAACUUGUUACCCAUCAUUUAUGGAGCAAUUAUCAUCAUCGGCGACAGCAGUUGAAUCAAGAGUCCAGCUAGAUGGUAAAGUUGUGACAAGUCGUGGACCUGGCACUGCCAUGGAGUUCGCAGUUGCACUGGUCAAGCAGUUGUAUGGGAAAGAGAAAGCAGAUGAAGUUUCUGGACCACUGGUAAUGCGUUCUAACCAUGGAGAUGAAUAUACCGUGGCAGAGCUGAAUCCAUUGAAGUGGACUUUUGAUAAUUCCCCACAGAUUCUUGUGCCUAUUGCCAAUGGCACAGAAGAAAUGGAAGCUGUUAUAAUCAUUGAUGUCCUGCGACGAGCAAAAGCAAAUGUUGUGGUGGCCUCUGUUGAAGAUAAAUUAGAAGUCAUUGCUUCUCGAAAAGUGAAAUUAGUGGCAGAUAUGCUCCUUAAUGAAGCUGUUAAAUGUUCAUAUGACCUUAUUGUCUUGCCAGGUGGCCUUGGUGGUGCCCAAGCAUUUGCAAACUCAGAAAAGUUGGUAAAUCUGCUGAAGCAGCAGGCAGAAUCAAAAAGGCCUUAUGGAGCAAUAUGUGCAUCCCCGGCUUUGGUCUUGGAACCUCAUGGAUUACUCAAGGGUAAGAAAGCAACCGCAUUUCCCGCAAUGGGCAGCAAGCUGUCGGAUCAGAGUGAAAUUGAGAACAGAGUGGUGGUCGAUGGCAACCUGAUCACCAGCAGAGGGCCCGGGACUUCCAUGGAGUUCUCGUUGGCAAUUGUGGAGAAGCUGUUCGAACGGAAGAAAGCACUAGAGCUUGCAAAGACCAUGCUUUUUACACGCCCAUAGUACCUUGUACAAAUGACUAUGGAACAUAAAAUAGAACCUAAAACUAUAGGGGGAAGGGCAACGAAAAUCUGAAUGCAUAUUUGAAUAUGUAAGUUCAGGUUUGCGGCUAUGUGCAGGUGUGUGUAAUAAAUAAAAGGGUUGAGAUGUCUA